AUGCCACAAACGAAACCCCAGGCGCGAAUGCCACCAGCACCAACGCGUCUCCGCCAAAUCGCACUCGUGGCCUCGGAUCUAGAACGUGCAAAGGAUCUGCUAAUAACGGUCAUUGGAACGGAGGUUAUCUUUCGAGAUCCUCUGGUUGAGCAAUGGGGACUGAGGAACAUACUUGUUCCCAUAGGAGGUGAUGUUAUUGAGUUUUUAUAUAGCUCAAGGCUAAUGGAAGCAAGCAAGGUCGUUUCGCCCUUUAAGCCAAACACAACUGCUGGCAGACUGCUCUCAAAACGCGGGGAUGGCGGAUACAUGAUUAUCAUGCAGACCGAAGAUGCCUCUGCACGGCGAGACUAUCUGCAGUCGAAUAAGCUGGCGCAGGUAAUCCUUAAUCAUGAAAGUGAGGAUUCCGUCUGCGUUCAGUAUCAUCCAAAAGGGAUUACGGGUGGCAUAAUCCCCGAACUCGACUCGCACUCCCCCUCCCUUACAAACCCCACGCCAUUACAAACCAGCUUCUCCCCCUGGCACGCCUGCGGACCGCGCACCUCAUAUGCAGAUUACGCCGCUGGCAUGAAACGGCACUCCGAUUUACAUUUACUAUCCGCUACGUGUCGACUCGCGCCCGGAGACGACGGUGUAGAGGGUGCGGCACGGCAAUGGGAAGAUGUGUUCGGCGUAGUGCGCGGGAAGCGGGGAGGAGAGAACGAGUUUGUAAACGCGAGACUGGACUUCGUACCGGGGAUACAUGGGCAGGCUGGAGGAUUGGUGGAGAUAUGUAUUGGCGUGGAAGGACAAAUUGCGCUGGGUGAUAUGCUGAUUAGGGCGAAGCGGAUGGGUGUGUUGGGGGGUGAUGGAGCUGUGGAGAUGUUGGGGGUGAGAUGGGAUUUUGUGCUUUUUGAGGAGGGGCAAGUUAAUAGUAGGCUGUGA
Molecule: messenger RNA, 921 nt
Organism: Lachnellula hyalina
Lineage: Eukaryota; Fungi; Ascomycota; Leotiomycetes; Helotiales; Lachnaceae
Exons: 5
Coding region: 1-921 (306 amino acids)
Source: RefSeq, a predicted model, not a curated record